UUAUUAAUAGUUAACGUGAAAUGGUGCAAAGAGAAGUUUGAGAAUGUUGAAUGCAACACAGACGAACCACCCCUGGUCUUCAAGGCACGCCUCUUCUCACUCUCUGGGGUCCAACCUGACAGACAAAAGAUUAUGAUUAAGGGAGCUGUAUUGAAGGAUGAUUCUUGGGACAAUGUGAAGAUAACCAAUAACGCUAACUUGUUGAUGAUUGGAUCUGCAGAGGAGCUUCCAACUGCCCCUGGGCAGACAGUUGUCUUCAUGGAAGAUAUGACUGAUUCACAACUUGCUAAAGUGCUCGAAGUGCCAUCGGGACUAACAAAUCUUGGCAACACAUGUUACAUGAAUGCCACACUACAGUGCUUGAGAUCUGUGGCUGAACUCAAAGAAACCCUUAAGAACUUCCAAUCGGGACCCAGUAUGUUGCUUAACAAUGUUGAUAGUAGCAUUAUGAUUACUUCUGCAAUGAAGGAAUUGUUCAAGGUAAUGGAUCGAACGUCAACGAGCAUUCCACCGAUCCUUAUGCUCAAUGUUCUGCAUACCUGCUACCCGCAGUUCGCUGAGAAGAAUGAUCACGGACAGUUUCAACAACAAGAUGCAAAUGAAUGCUGGGUUGAACUGAUCAGAUGUUUACAGAAGGCCCUGUCUCCAACCACCAACGCUACUACAUCUACUUCUGCUACUGCUGCUGCUGCUGCUUCAGAUAACAAUGGAUUCAUAGAUCAGUUCUUCUCUGGAGAAUUUCAAACCACGAUGAAGUGCACAGAAUCAACAGAAGAAGCAGAAUCAAAGUCAACAGAAAAGUUUUAUCAAUUAAGUUGUUUCAUUGAGAAAGAGGUGAAGUACAUGCACACUGGCCUCAAAUCAGGCUUGGAGGGUGAGAUCACAAAACAUUCGCCCACACUAAACAGAGAUGCUACUUACACUAAAACGAGUAAAUUGAGCAGACUGCCUUCUUAUCUCUCCAUACAAAUGGUCAGGUUCUUUUAUAAGGAGAAGAAUGCCGUCAGUGCUAAGAUCUUAAAGGACAUCAAAUUCCCCCUGGUUCUCGACGUUUUUGACCUCUGCACGUCUGAUCUUCAGAAGAAACUUGUCCCUGUGAGGUUAAAGUUCAAAGAAGAGGAGGAUAAGGCUGUUGAGAGGAAGAAUAAUGUUUUAACUGGUGUUGCUGCUAAUAAUUUGGAGGUCAAGGGUCAAAAGAAACCAUUCUCGUUUGAAGAUGACCCGGGCUCCAACAAUAGCGGCUACUACGAACUCCAAGCUGUCCUCACUCACAAAGGUCGUUCGAGUUCAAGUGGACAUUAUGUGGCGUGGGUUAGAGGGAAAAAAUCAGAUGAAUGGAUGAUGUUUGAUGAUGAUAACGUCGUUGCUGUUACAUCCGAAGAUAUCUUGAAGUUGUCUGGGGGAGGUGACUGGCAUUGUGCCUACGUGCUUCUAUACGGACCAAGGAUUCUCGAAAUAACGGAUGACCUUCAAACAACGACCUCGAAGGGGGGGGAGUCUGCGAAGAAUGACGACCGCAAAAUGGAUAUGUCAUAA
Messenger RNA from Helobdella robusta, 1536 nucleotides. RefSeq lists its product as hypothetical. The transcript is spliced from 16 exons. NCBI's taxonomy places the organism in Eukaryota, Metazoa, Annelida, Clitellata, Rhynchobdellida, Glossiphoniidae. Gene Ontology annotation, molecular function: proteasome binding; cysteine-type deubiquitinase activity; protein binding. Gene Ontology annotation, biological process: regulation of proteasomal protein catabolic process; proteasome-mediated ubiquitin-dependent protein catabolic process; protein deubiquitination. The record is from RefSeq and is a predicted model, not a curated record. The annotation marks the transcript as partial.